AUGGACUUGUUGGUUUUCCAGCACGAGAGAGGGAAAUCGGUUCCUCAGCAAGAGGAAGCCCUUUUCCCUGCGAAACUUUGUGCAACCCAGCGCCAACAGCAUUCAGGCGUUUGCAUUUCAGACCGCGCAUUGCUCCGCGUACGGAACGACGUGGGGGCAAGGCGGGUGUGGGGCAGGAGCAGCGACGGGGAGAGGCCACCGACCGCCGACGCCCUGGAACCAGAUCUGCUGGGAAUCCCCCGCGGAGCCCCUUCUCCUCUUCCUCUCCUACAGCUGGUGUCUGCCUUGCACAGCCUCACCAGGCACGUCGUGUACCGUGGCUUGACGAGGGCAGAAGAUAUCCUCUCUCUCUUCCCGGAAAACUUCCACCAAAAUCUGAAAAACCUGCUGACUAAGAUAAUCUUGGAGAAUCUCUCUUCUUGGAGGAAUGAAGCACAAGCAAGUCAGAUCUCCCUACCUCGGCUGGUCGACAUGGACUGGAGGGUGGACAUCAAGACGUCUUCAGACAGCAUCAGCAGAAUGGCAGUCCCUACUUGCCUGCUUCAGUUAAAGAUUCAGGAAGAUGUUGCUUUAUGUGGAAAUAGUCCUGUUGUUUCUGCACUGACUGUGGAACUGAGUAAAGAAACCCUGGACACUAUGUUAGAAGGUCUAGGAAGGAUCCGGGACCAACUUUCUGCCGUUGCAAACAAAUGAAUACUCAAGGGCAUGGAUUCCAGCAGUGAGGAAGGGAAGUAUUCUCUGCCUACAGCUCUAAUAAGCUGCAGCCUAGUCUAACAUGUUUUCUGUUUUAACAAAACAAAGAGAUUUCUUUAUUGAGUUAGUAAGAUGGCUUUUGGAAAGCUAACACUUAAACAUUCCUUUGGCCUGAUGCCAAAACACGUUGUCCUAAUAUGUUGUUGUACAGAAGCUGGUCUUUAUUUCAGAAAAGGAUUUGAGGGUUCAGAGAUGGGCUUAAUCACAAGGGUCGUAACUGGAGAUAGAAAAUAGCUGCAGCCAAUGAAGCAAGUGCUAUCUCUCUGCCCUGAAAUUAGGAUCUAAAAGGCUCAAGCUGGUUAAUGGGCUGCCCUCCAGCAUUAGCAGACAAGGAGGGUGCUUCUCCCUGGAAUGUGCAUGUAUUGAGGUGCAUUCUAGAUGUAGCGCUCUCUCCCUCUCAUUGAAGCACAGCCAUGCUGCAGAUUGUUAUUACAGGAUAAUGCUUUGAAAUAGGGCAAUUAUGCUACCACACAUUCCCUUCUGAUCAGCUUCAUAGCACCAUUUACAAAAUGACUAGUCUGAACAUCUUUAGCAGCAAGUAAUUUCCUUCUUCUGUUUGAAAAAAGGAGUUCAGAUAAUUCAUGUUUGGCUUUAUUGGAUUUUGCCUUUGCUGCACAAAAACCAGGCUGGGAAAGUAAAGAAUUGGUGGCUGUUUUCUGUACUGUAGGAAACCCUUCUGUGGCAAUAUGUGCCUAUACUUCUCCAAAGUGUUCCGUUUUGUUUGUGUAAAUCUUCAUUUAAUUAAAAAAUGAACUGCUA
Opisthocomus hoazin is the source of this 1512-nucleotide messenger RNA. The record is from RefSeq and is a predicted model, not a curated record. Lineage: Eukaryota; Metazoa; Chordata; Aves; Opisthocomiformes; Opisthocomidae.